This is a messenger RNA of Limanda limanda (common dab), 996 nucleotides long. RefSeq names its product carbonic anhydrase IV a (gene ca4a). Bases 1 to 996 code for a protein of 331 amino acids. The record is from RefSeq and is a predicted model, not a curated record. Gene Ontology annotation, molecular function: zinc ion binding; carbonate dehydratase activity. The transcript has 8 exons. NCBI's taxonomy places the organism in Eukaryota, Metazoa, Chordata, Actinopteri, Pleuronectiformes, Pleuronectidae. Gene Ontology annotation, cellular component: plasma membrane.
AUGCGACCACAUAGUAAAGAAACAAGUCGUUGUGUCGCCUCCAGUCGGUCGAGCCAGAGAAGCGCCAGCAUGCAGCCGCUCAUCGUGCCCGCUCUGCUGGCAUCCUGCCUGUGGACCCUGAGCACAGCAGCCGGAGAUUGGUGCUACCAGUCCCAGUUUACCUGUGAUCAUCAGUGCAAUGCACCUGAAAAGUGGAACCACGCCAACAGCAACUGUGGGGGAAAACUCCAGUCGCCCAUCAACAUCGUCACCAGAAAGACUCUGAAGGACGAUCGUCUGACUCCGUUUGAGUUCAACAACUACCAGCAGAUCUUCAGAGGCACAAUCAAGAACAACGGCCACUCAGUUCAGGUUGGAGUUCCCCACAUCAGCACCGUCUCAGGUGGAGGCCUGCCCACCGUCUACAAGGCCGUACAGUUCCACCUCCACUGGGGCAACAAUGGAGGGCCUGGCUCUGAACACACCAUCGAUGGAGAGCAGUAUCCCAUGGAGCUGCACAUUGUUCACAUGAAGCACCAUUACACUGACCUCACAACUGCCCUGUCAGACCCAGAAGGAGUUGCUGUCCUUGGGUUUUUCUAUGAGAGGUCCAAAAGUGGAAACCGAAAGUACGACCCAGUCAUCAACGCUCUGCGAAGCAUAACAACUGCAAAUGGCAACACAUCCCUGUCUAGCAUUUCCCUGACACAGCUGAUCCCGUCUGAGCAGAAUCUGACCAGCUACUACCGCUACAAGGGCUCUCUGACCACCCCAGGGUGCACCGAGGCUGUGAUCUGGACUCUGUUUGAGACCCCCAUCCCUCUGAGCAUGGACCAGCUGGGGGUCUUCUCCGAGCUCAAGUUCCACGACGGAAAGCCAAUGGUUGGGACUUUCAGGCCGGUCCAGCCCUUGAACGGCCGGCAGGUGUUCCGGUCGGGAAGUGCAGUGAUCCUGGCAAGCUCCGCCCUCCUCCUCGCCGCCAUGGCCACGGCCCUGGGACUGUCCCGUCCCAACUAG